UUAUUAUUUUAUUAGUAUUAAUAUAUAUUUAAAAUAUGAUAUAACUGAUGUAUAACUAUAUAUAUAUAAGUUUAGUAAUUUUCUAUCAAAGUUGACAAAUAUCGGGACAAAAUGGUUGCCAUUGACGUAAGAAAAUAGCAAAAUGGGGGAAUUGCAGAAGAAUAAUACUUCCGUUAAUAUUCUUCGUGACUUGUGUAGUUUUUUCUCCCACUUAACUUAUCUUAUUUUAUAUAACUUAUCUUAUUUUACUUGCAUAUUUUGAUAUAUUUAAAUAAUUAAAAAUAUUUAAUUAUUCAUUUAUAAUAACUAUUAAUUGUGAUUUGUUAUAUAUAAUAAUUUAUUAAUUUGAUUACUUUUUAUAAUAUGAUUAUUAUUUUAUUAGUAUUAAUAUAUAUUUAAAAUAUGAUAUAACUGAUGUAUAACUAUAUAUAUAUAUAUAAGUUUAGUAAUUUUCUAUCAAAGUUAACAAAUAUCGGGACAAAAUGGUUGCCAUUGACGUAAGAAAGUAGCAAAAUAGGGGAAUUGCAGAAGAAUAAUACUUCCGUUUUUAAUAUUCUUCGUGACUUGUGUAGUUUUUUCUCCCACUUAACGGGACAUCGUUUCCCCCACUCUUUAUUACUUUUGCCUCGCAACUGAAAAGCUGUAUUUCAGUCAAGCUUUAGUUGAAGCUUAUAUUCGCUAAACACGACGCUUUUAUAGCGUAAGAGCUUUUAUAGCCUUUAUAAAUAAUAUCAAAACUUGAUAUAAUCUUGGAAUAAUAUAUAUUAAAUGUGAAUCAGUAUAUAUUAAAUGUGAAUCAGUAUAUAUUAAAUGUGAAAAACAUUUAAUAAAAAACAUUUAUUAUAUAUAUUUUAUAUAUAUUUAUUAUAUUUUUUAUAUAAUGGGUCGAAGAAAAAGUAAAAGAAAGCCCCCAAGUAAAAAAAAAGCAAUUCAACCAUUAGACACACAAUUUAAUUGUCCAUUUUGUAAUCAUGAAAAAUCAUGUGAGGUUAAGAUGGAUAAAUCAAGAAAUACUGCAAGAAUUACAUGUAGAGUUUGUUUAGAAGAUUUUCAAACAACAAUCAAUCUACUUUCAGAACCUUUAGAUGUAUACAAUGAUUGGAUUGAUGCAUGUGAAAGUGCAAAUUGAAAAUUAUUUCGAUGUUUAAUUCAAAUUUAUUAUCGAUAAUCAAAUUAUUAUUGAUAGAUUUAUUUAUUUCUUCCUUUUACUAAAUUGUAAACAUUUUAUAACACAAUGAAUAUUAAAUUGUACACAACGCAUAAGUAAGAUACUUUGCUAUAUACUUAUAUAUUAAUGAAAAGAUAUCUAUAAUUCUGUAAAUUUAAUAUUUUAUUAGUUUAAAAUAAUACAACUUUAUAUAUGUCUUAUUACAGUAUAGUAUAUACAGUAAGUUACUAAUUUUAAUUAUAUGAUAUUCAUAUAAUUAUAUAUGUUAGUUUUUUAUAUUAUUCAUAUUAUAAAAAUAACAAAAGUAAUAAAUGUAAUUGUAAUAACCUAUGUAUGUAAAAAGGAAAUAUGUAAUAUUUUUUAGUAAAUGUUUUUAUCAUACAUAAAUUAUGUUAUAAAAUAAUAAUAAAUAAAAAAUUUUUAUUAUAA
This is a messenger RNA of Apis mellifera (honey bee), 1597 nucleotides long. RefSeq names its product transcription elongation factor 1 homolog. Gene Ontology annotation, cellular component: transcription elongation factor complex. The transcript has 2 exons. Gene Ontology annotation, molecular function: RNA polymerase II complex binding. Bases 881 to 1129 code for a protein of 82 amino acids. Lineage: Eukaryota; Metazoa; Arthropoda; Insecta; Hymenoptera; Apidae. Gene Ontology annotation, biological process: transcription elongation by RNA polymerase II. The record is from RefSeq and is a predicted model, not a curated record.